UGAAAAUUAAUUCGACAAUAAAAAAUACAGAGUGAAAACUCCGGCGUCAGAUCAAAAUAAUGAAUAUCAUCAAAACAAAAAUCAAAAACGUUAAAUAAAAAAGCAAAAGUUUUGCGACAUUCGGCAGUGAGGGAAAGCCAAAACCACCAACAACUAAAUUACUUAGAAUAUAGCCCGACUAAAGAACAAAACCAAAAUGCGAAGAGUCUCGAGCAAAAUGAAAGUAACCACAACCACAGCGGCAGCAAACAUAACCACAACAAUGCUUGCGGUACAGCAGCGAAGGCAACAUUGCCAUUGUGGCAUGCAACAGCGACGACGACACCAUCACCACCGCUACCAGCUACACUUGACACAGCCGCUGAGGCACAUAUUGGCGUUGUUUGUCAUCAUCAUUUGCGUGCAAGGAAUAAAUUGCUUUCAACGAUUCUCAGAACAACCAAAGUAUAGCGAAGUGAAUCCGGGUCAGGACGCCUUAUUAACAUGCAAAGUUAUCGAUAAGCGAGGCACAUGCUCAUGGCAAAAGGAUAACAAGCCCGUAGGCAUCUAUGCCAAAAAAUACGAAUGGGCUGCCCGCCCUUCCAGCAACAACGUCGGUAGCCUGCAUUUAGACUUACACCCGCCGCCAAUGCAAAUUGGUGGUGAUUGUUCGCUCUGGAUACGUUCAGCGACGCUGGACUUCGAUGAUGGCUUGUGGGAAUGCCAAGUGACGGCGAGUGAUUUCACAACACAGGAUGCACUCACCAGUCAGCCAGUGCGAUUGGUUGUCAGAGUUGUGCCACAACGUCCACGCCUGGAGUAUGAGGGUGCACAUGUGCCGCCCGGUCAUAAUAUACCCAUAGAGUCAGGCGCACUGGCGACCGUUAAAUGUGUAUCGCACUAUGGCAAUCCGCCGGCGACGCUCAAAUGGUAUCUUGGUGACCAAGAGAUUCAACCGAUUCAUCCGCAAAUCAACAACACUGAAGCGGAUAAUCCUCGCACCUGGUCGGCAACAUCUGUAGUGCAGGUGACAGCUAUGCGUGAACGUCAUGGUGAUAUUUUACGUUGCUUGGCCUUUCAUGAGUCCUAUACGGCAAAAUCGGUGCCGGUGGAGGCGCGUAUGGAUGUUAAAUAUGCGCCAACGAUCCGUCUAAUUGGCUCACCGGAAAUCGACUUGGAGGAGGAUAAGGAUGCGCUUAUCCUGCGUUGCGUCGCCGAUGCCAAUCCACCGGCAAGCAUCGUUUGGCGACGCGCCGGACGUUCGGAAAUUGCCAGUUUGCAGGAAACCCUGCAACUACGUCCUGUGGGCCGUCGGGAUGCCGGUCUCUACACAUGCCAAGCACAAAAUUCUGUAGGCACCUCAGACCAACUCUCCGUGCAGUUGGACGUUAAAUAUCCACCGAAAAUUGUCUCAGCCGGUCCAGAUCGGCUUACUACAGCGCCACUUUUCAGUCCAGCCGCAUUUGAAUGUGUCGCCGAAGGCAAUCCAAUGCCGAACUACAAAUGGGUGCAAAGAAUCGCCCACGGUUCCAAGUUUGUGGAACGUGGCAGUGAGCCACGUCUCGUCAUCGAUAAUGUGACCUAUGACUAUCAGGGCGAAUAUGAAUGCCGUGCAACUAAUUACAUAAACGGACAAGAACGGGUUGCAGUAUCCGAGCCAAUCUCCUUGCAAGUUGUGGGUGCUCCACAAGUAUUACGCCCACAUCCAUCAAUGCACACCAUUUCAGUGAAACGUGGCGAACCAGCCAGUAUGUCAUUGGUAGUCUGCGCAGAUCCACGACCACAUCGAGUCUCCUGGGAAUGGGGAUCAUUGCGGCUGGAAGCUGGUUCAGGAAUUGACCGCUUUCGCGCCGACGACAUGUUGCAGGACUCACGCGAGGAUUGCUACCUCUCCACUUUGCAUAUUCUACACACCGAUGAACACGAUUCGCGUCCCUAUUAUUUGGUUGUGGAGAAUGAGCGCGGCACCGAUCGUCAUGCCAUUCAUUUGAAUGUGGAGGGUACGUUUGCAGGUGCAGAGUAA
Messenger RNA from Rhagoletis zephyria (snowberry fruit fly), 2002 nucleotides. Its product is annotated as kin of IRRE-like protein 2. Gene Ontology annotation, cellular component: plasma membrane; cell-cell junction. Gene Ontology annotation, biological process: cell-cell adhesion. The record is from RefSeq and is a predicted model, not a curated record. Gene Ontology annotation, molecular function: cell adhesion molecule binding. Lineage: Eukaryota; Metazoa; Arthropoda; Insecta; Diptera; Tephritidae.